AUGCAUUAUCGCAAAAAUGAGUUUUCUACAGAUAGUCAAGCAACAUUACUGCCUAAAGACCCAUUGCACGAAAAUACGAUGGGUAGUGGAACAGGACCAACAUUUCUAGAUGUCCUUCUCGUUAAUACACACUAUAACUGCCAAGAUCGUUGUAAAGACUAUAAAACAGAAUGCCAAAAUGGCGGUUACCCACAUCCUCGAGACUGCAGCAAGUGCAUAUGUCCAUCAGGUUUUGCGGGGACUUAUUGUGAUGAGAGGGUAAGCUGUCUGUUAAAACUCAAAUGUUUUGAAAAGUACAUUUUAAAUUAAAU
Enterobius vermicularis (human pinworm) is the source of this 311-nucleotide messenger RNA. NCBI's taxonomy places the organism in Eukaryota, Metazoa, Nematoda, Chromadorea, Rhabditida, Oxyuridae. The record is from the annotation of a GenBank genome assembly.